CAUCCCAAACCCAACGGCGGCCCUUGCUCCUGUUCUCCCUCCCUGCAAAACGCUAACGGCCACCGCCCCGAUUUAACAAUGUCUCAGUUGUCCUUCGAAGAACAGCAAUUGCAAUAUUAGUUGAAGGGUUUUAAGUUUAGGCAUGGUUCCGUCUUCGAAUCCGACGAAGGAAACGAUCGCCUCCUCUCGAUCCAAUCUCUCCGAUGUCCUGCCGUCUAUGCCGCCGCCAGAGUCUACUCCUCAGCUUUCUAAGCGAAAAUCACGGAGCCUUUUCAUGUACGGUCCUCUUGAAGAUGAUGGCUACGCGAAUUCUGGUCUGUCUUUCUUAUUUCCCGCGUCAUUAGUGGCUAUCGAUCGUAAAUUUGUGACUUGAAAUUGAUACACUGCAAGAAAUCAGAUAUAUUCAAUAAUGGUUUUGCAUAAAGUAGGCUAAAGUUAGGGUUUUGUUACAAUUUAAAGCCUUAGUAAGUACUUGAUUUGGAUGGACAUUGUAAGUCUCUCUUUCUUUGGCUAGUGAAAUGGAAUUUCAUUGCAAUUCAAAUUUUGAGAGUAGAUUGAUUAUGAUACGUUAGUUAUUUUGAGAUUAUGGUAUGUGUUUGAGUUGUGGCUUGUUUUGAUUGGAACUGGUUUUGCUUAUAUUUGCUCUUUUGAUAAUUUUCUAUUUCAAGUGCAUAUUUUUUCAAGGUUUAGGAGAGUGUUGAUGGUGAUACUUAAUGUGAGAAUUCGGAAAUGUCAUUAAAGUCAUUCGAUGAGUUGUGGUUAGUUUUCAUUUUUCAAUCUAGUUCCUGAAAUUUAGAUUGCCUUUCUCUCUUUUGAUCUUUUUGGGGUAGAGAACUAAAUCUUAGACCUAUUAAUCAUUUCCUUGUGGAAUAUUGUGAUCUCUCAAAUUGUCGUGUUUGUUUCUGUUUUGAUUUGAUUACUUACUAUUUCUAAUGUCUUAUGGAUUUUGUUUGUUCAUAUUCCUCACCUUGCUUAUGGAGACAGGCGCAAGACAAUAUAGAGUCAAGAGGGUC
This is a messenger RNA of Rubroshorea leprosula, 1013 nucleotides long. The record is from the annotation of a GenBank genome assembly. Lineage: Eukaryota; Viridiplantae; Streptophyta; Magnoliopsida; Malvales; Dipterocarpaceae.